This is a messenger RNA of Sipha flava (yellow sugarcane aphid), 1642 nucleotides long. Its product is annotated as uridine phosphorylase 2. NCBI's taxonomy places the organism in Eukaryota, Metazoa, Arthropoda, Insecta, Hemiptera, Aphididae. The record is from RefSeq and is a predicted model, not a curated record. Gene Ontology annotation, cellular component: cytosol; cytoplasm. Gene Ontology annotation, molecular function: uridine phosphorylase activity. Gene Ontology annotation, biological process: uridine catabolic process; nucleotide catabolic process.
GUCGGUCGGCGGCGGCGGCGGCGGUAUGUGUGUGCGUAUGUGUCGACGCCGCGCGCGCCGCCGAGGAGCAUGCGCCGCCGCUGGAUCACUCACGCCUAUCGCCUAUCGUCCAGUGUUCGUCGGCCGCACAGUACGCGCGCAACUGUUGAUAUUAUAAUAUUUCAAUACGUAAAAUCGUUUUUAUUUUAUUUUUCCGACUAGUUGCUGGCUGCGAUCGAAUUUUCGUGCACUACCUUGACCGGACACGGAAACAUAGAGACGUGCAGACAGGAACAAAAGGACGAGACGGCGAAAAGAGAGAGAGAGAGAGAGAAGACACAUUUAUCGGUUCAUACCUACAAGAGAAAUACACAAUAACUUAAUCGCACAAAGCCGGGGCGAAAAGAAGGAAACGAUUUGAAACUGCAAGCCGCGUCACCACUAGCUCCGCGCACCAGUAGAAAUUCUCGUCGUACCAACAACCAUAAAACGCAUAUUGUUGGCAUGUCUUUCUUUCAGCAAGAGGAAAGUGACGAGUACGAAGAUGUCAGCACUGUUAUGGUUCGAAACUCACAUCUUGACCUCAUGGAUCAAGAUAUACUAUACCAUUUGGCUUUAGGAAGCGGUUCCCAUGAUCUGAGAGCAAUGUUCGGAGAUGUUAAGUUCGUGUGUAUGGGUGGCACGCCAAAACGUAUGGAACAAUUCGCAUACAAGUUGAUGGAGGAAAUAUCGUAUAAAAUACCUACAGGGACCAAGUUGCAAGAUAUCAGUCGUUAUUCAUACAGAUACUCAAUGUAUAAAGUCGGCCCCGUCUUGUGUAUAAGCCACGGAAUGGGCAUGCCUUCGGUGGGAAUACUGUUACACGAAAUCAUCAAACUCAUGUUUCACGCCAAAGUCGUGGAUCCUGUGUUUUUUAGGAUAGGUACUAGUGGUGGUAUCGGGCUGGAAGGCGGGACUGUGAUCAUUUCUGAUGAAGCCGUGGACGGUUUUCUUCAACCACACUUGGAAUUGCAAAUUCUGGGUAAGCUGGUGAGAAGAUCAUCGAUUUUAGACAAGAAACUGCAAUGGGAGUUAAAAUCUUUAGCGGAACCUGAUGACCCGUAUCCUACGAUGAUUGGCAAAACCGUAUGCACCAGUGAUUUCUAUGAAGGACAAGGUCGUAUGGACGGAGCGUUUUGCGACUUCACCGAAGAAGAAAAAAUGGAGUAUUUGGAGAAAUUAAAAGCAAACGGCGUGAGGAACAUCGAGAUGGAAUCGUUAGCUUUUGCCGCACUUACACACCACGCAGGGAUUAAAGCCGCCGUUGUAUGCGUCACGCUUUUGGACAGGCUCAAAGGCGACCAGAUACACUACCCAAAGGAAGUACUGGACGAAUGGCAGCAGAGACCCCAGGCACUAGUGUGCCGCUACAUAAAAAAAUACUUGUCGAAAAGGGGUAUGAUAUUGAACAAUCACUGUGGAUCAAUCAACGUCAAAAGUCCGAGAAGGUUUAAACUAGUCCAACAAGAAUCCGAAAGUUACGAUUAGAAAAAUGCAAGAAAACCAACGAACGAUUUGGAUGGAUCCUCAAUAAUACUAUAACCCGAACAUUGACUAUGAUAUGAAUACGAGUGUACAGUCAAUGAAUUUGUGUUAAAUAAUACUAUUUUAUUUCAAAUAAUUA